This is a messenger RNA of Rotaria socialis, 657 nucleotides long. The record is from the annotation of a GenBank genome assembly. NCBI's taxonomy places the organism in Eukaryota, Metazoa, Rotifera, Eurotatoria, Philodinida, Philodinidae.
AUGUCGUCGAAAGUUACUCGAGACAUGCUGUUUGAAACAACACAAAACGUUUUAACUUAUUCUAAUGAAACUAAAAAACGCAAAUUUGCUGAAACUGUCGAAUUACAGGUUGUCUUAAAAAAUUUUGACCCUUCCCGUGAUAAACGUUUCAGUGGUACCGUCCGUCUUCGUCAUAUUCCGAAACCAAAAUUCACUGUAUGUGUUCUGGGUGAUGAAAGACAUUGUGACGAAGCUCGCGCUAAUAACAUCCCAGCAAUGACAAUCGAUGAUUUAAAAAAAUUAAAUAAAGAUAAAAAGUUAAUACGUAAACUAGCUCAUCAAUACGAUGCAUUUCUUGCAUCGGACGUUGUCAUUCGACAAAUUCCACGUAUUGUUGGACCGGGUUUGAAUAAAGCUGGAAAAUUUCCAACAUCUAUUACACACGGCGAUUCGUUGGUACAAAAAGUUGAAGAAAUCAAAUCGACCAUCAAAUUUCAAGCUAAGAAAACAAUUUGCUUAGCAGUAGCCCUUGGAAAUGUUAACAUGUCCGUUGAAGAAUUAGCUGCAAAUAUCAAUUUAUCAGUUAAUUUUCUUGUUUCAUUACUUAAAAAGAAUUGGCAAAAUGUAAGAGCACUCUAUGUCAAAUCGACAAUGGGUAAACCACAACGACUUUAUUAG